ACCAGAAGUAACACACACACAAGUUACAAAACAGGGACAUUUGCAGCCAUUAGCGCACUCACGUGUACUGCUGCGUUAUGCAAACACUGGAGCUCCUGCUUUUACACUGCAGCAUUAAACACUGAACAUCACAGGUGAGGAAAUGAAAAGCAGACCAGGGAAGUCCGACGCGUCUGAAUCUAAGGGUAAAGUGAAGAAAAGACCCGCGGAGAACUCUGGUCCAACUCUCUCCAAAAAACUACGAGCCAAGAAAGAUGCAGAAACAUCUAAACCAGGGCCUCCCCUCAAGUCUGCAGGAGUCCAGAGGAGAAGAGGGCAUGGGAGCAUCCUGCACUACAUUUAUAAAAGCACUCUGGGACAAAGUCUCCACUCACAGAUGAGACAGUGUCUCCAGGAGCCUUUUGUCCGCUCUCUGUCAUCCUAUCACUUCCACAGUGCUACCAGCCCCUUCGACCGCAGAAUCACCUGCCUGGAGUGGCAUCCCACUCACCACACCACUCUGGCCGUGGGGUCCAAGGGCGGAGACAUUUAUCUGUGGGACUAUGAGGUCCCCACGAAGAAAACUUUUAUUCAAGGGAAUGGAGCAGGAGACUUUAUCGGAGGGAUGAAGUUUUGCCCCAUGGACCUCUCCAGAGUGUAUGUGGCCUCUGGCGAGGGCACACUGACCAUGCAGAGCUUUGAGGGCCACACACCCACCACACUGUCCAGAACUCAGGACUGUGGCCACGACCACCACAAUGUUUGUUUUUGGUACUGCUGUGUCGAUGUGUCUGUGAGCCGACAGAUGCUUGUGACAGGAGACAAUAUGGGACAGCUCUUACUCCUGGGUUUGGAUGGACAAAAGAUUUUCAGUAACAAGCUGCACAAAGCCAAAGUGACUCAUGCAGAGUUCAACUCCCGAUGCGACUGGUUGUUGGCGACGGCCUCAGUUGAUCACACGGUGAAACUUUGGGACCUGAGAAACAUAAAAGACAAGACGAGCUUCCUGCAUGAGAUGCCUCACGAGCGGGCUGUCAACUCAGCCUAUUUCAACCCGCUGGACUGCUCCAAGCUGCUCACCACAGAUCAGUAUGACGAGAUCCGUGUCUACUCGUCUCCCGAUUGGUCGAAACCCCAACAUAUCAUCCAGCAUCCACACAGACAGUUUCAGCAUCUCACACCCAUCAAGGCCACAUGGCACCCUGUGUACGACCUAAUUGUAGCAGGCCGCUACCCUGAUGAUCGGUCUGUGCCGGCUGAUCAAAGGACCAUCGACAUCUUUGAUUCCAACACAGCAGAGCUUGUGUGUCAGCUGCAGGAUCCCACUGCCUCUGGGAUCAAAUCUAUCAACAAGUUCAACCAGAUGGGUGAUGUCCUUGGAUCUGGCAUGGGUGUGACAGUGCUGGUCUGGGACAGGAACGAGUCACUGAUGAGCGAUGGGCGCACGCUGCAGGAGGACGCCUCAACCUCAGUGGACAGCCUGAGAGGGCAGAGGAGGAGUCAGCAGCGCUCCAACAGAGACCGGAGGGGUCCUGCCAUGGAUGCAAAGCUCAAAAAGAAACUUGCCUCGCUGGAAGAGUCUGAGACCAAAACCAAGACCAAGACCAAGACCAAGACUGAGUGUACAAAACAAAAACAGGGGCACUUGAGGAAGAAGUGAACUGUAAAAUAGCCCAAUCCAUGUAUAUACUGUAUUUCUUUGUUUACUGUUUGUUGUUUCUCUAACUUCAGGGAUCGUUUGAAUGUUUAAGAAAGUUUCAGAUAUUCUUUUAUAAACCAUUUUAAAGGUGGAGCUCCUGUGUGUUCUCACAGAGGUUUUUUUCUACUGUAUGAGAAUAAAAUGUUCAUGUUUUCGUGACACAA
Lates calcarifer (barramundi perch) is the source of this 1842-nucleotide messenger RNA. RefSeq names its product damage-specific DNA binding protein 2 (gene ddb2). Lineage: Eukaryota; Metazoa; Chordata; Actinopteri; Centropomidae. Gene Ontology annotation, molecular function: protein binding; damaged DNA binding. Gene Ontology annotation, cellular component: Cul4-RING E3 ubiquitin ligase complex; nucleus. Gene Ontology annotation, biological process: response to UV; DNA repair. The record is from RefSeq and is a predicted model, not a curated record.